CCAAAUUUUGAAUAUGUCAUGGAGGCAAGUAAAUGGUGGAAUGGGUUUUGCCGCUUCAAUCUCUCUUACCUUUUCUUCUCUCUCUCUCUCUCUUCCUUCUGUGUCUUAAGAUUUACAAAUCUGCUUUCUUUAGUCCCAUAUGUAUAUAUAGCACCCAAGAGACACAGACUGCGAGAAACGAGGGAUAUGUUUUUCAAGCUAUAAGCUUUAUCAGAAAGGAAAAAAAGGAAGAAACUUGUAUGGAGAUAUGAAUAGUUGUGCAAAGUUUUUGGCUUGUUAAUUGAGUUCCUUCACUCAAUCUCUUGCUUCAUCCCAAAACAGAGAUAAAAAGAAAAAGACAAAGAGCUUUUCUUAGCUUCAAGAAAAUCCCAAUCCUUUACUGCUGUUUCAGUUCACGAAGUUGAUUCUACUUUCUUAUUUUUUCCUUUUCUUCAUCCUUAUAUGUCAAUCUCUUUAUAACCUUUUGUUCAGUUUCUAUCAAAGGUCCUCCAUUGAAGAACAAAGGCUUGGUAUAAAGUCAAAUCAAUUGGUGAUUGUCUGUGAAUUUGGUGAUGGGGGAUCAUUUUGUCUUGUUGGUGGAUCGAUUGAUAACGGAAUCUACAUUAGAAGCUGCAAUUGAGAGCAGAAACAGGUUGAUGCAGGCAGCAGCAUCAGCAGUUAAUGAAACAAAAAUUGCUAUCUCUUCCCAGAAAAUGGAGUUUGGAGAUGUGGCAACUCCAGGGAAAAUGGUGGAAUGCAGGAUUUGCCAGGAUGAAGAUGAAGAUUCUAAUAUGGAGACUCCUUGCUCUUGCUGUGGGAGCCUGAAGUAUGCUCACAGAAGAUGUGUUCAAAGGUGGUGUAAUGAGAAGGGCAACACCAUAUGUGAAAUAUGCCAUCAGCAAUUCACACCUGGUUAUACUGCUCCGCCACCCUUAUUUCAAAUUGGACGUUUUCCGAUGAACCUCAGGAGAAACUGGGAGAAUUCUGGAAGAGACUUGCACGGUCCCCGCUUUAUAGCAAUGGUGUCAACCGACCGUAGUUUCCUUAAUUCUGAUUACGAGGAGUACUCUGCUUCGACAAGAAACUCGAUCUGCUGUCGCUCAGUUGCUCUUGCUUUCAUGAUUCUUUUGAUUCUGAGGCAUACUCUUCCAGUCUUCCUUACUAGGACCAACGAAAUUUCCUUGCCAAUACUUGUGUUGUUAUUUCUACGAAUUGCCGGGAUUGUUCUUCCAAUAUACAUUAUCUUGAGAGCAGUAACUGCUCUCCAGAAUCGCCGCCAUCGACAGGAGUCUCCAAACGUGUCUUUUACCACAUCUGACGAGGAAGCUGAGCUUUCAAGCGAGUAGGCUCAGUUGAAUACAAGCAAUGUUCCUUAGUUUGUUCCUCAUUAAAACAUUGGCAUCAGCUAGCGAGCAGCAUCUUACAAUUGUUAAGUUAGUCUUUGUGUUUGAAGGCAUAUGAAGGUGGGUCCAUUUUCAGAUGUCGGUGGAUAGACAAGAAGUAAAACUUCCAAGGUGAUUCUCUCACCAGCCAAAAUUUAACAUUCUGGUUUCCAAAAGAAUGUUGUAUCUUCUCUAACAGCUGAGACAGGCGCAGCAGUUACCCUGGAUAUAUUUAGACAGUCUACUGACUUUAAAUCAAAGUUAUUGGAUGUUCAUUUUCUAUAUUGGGUAUUAUGUAAGAAAUUUGUACAGGAAAAAUAUCCCAUUGUAUAUUAAUACAGACAUUUAUACACAGAAAGGCCAUCGGGCAAGAAAAUAUACCAAUUCCUGUUACUGCGUC
This is a messenger RNA of Manihot esculenta (cassava), 1761 nucleotides long. RefSeq lists its product as uncharacterized. The record is from RefSeq and is a predicted model, not a curated record. Gene Ontology annotation, molecular function: zinc ion binding; ubiquitin-protein transferase activity. The transcript has 9 exons. Lineage: Eukaryota; Viridiplantae; Streptophyta; Magnoliopsida; Malpighiales; Euphorbiaceae. Gene Ontology annotation, cellular component: membrane. Gene Ontology annotation, biological process: protein ubiquitination. The coding region runs from base 552 to 1325 and encodes 257 amino acids.